Scleropages formosus (Asian bonytongue) is the source of this 4202-nucleotide messenger RNA. It is a transcript of the gene ttc39c, whose product is annotated as tetratricopeptide repeat domain 39C. Gene Ontology annotation, biological process: otolith morphogenesis; cilium assembly. Bases 473 to 2185 code for a protein of 570 amino acids. The transcript has 14 exons. Gene Ontology annotation, molecular function: protein binding. The record is from RefSeq and is a predicted model, not a curated record. NCBI's taxonomy places the organism in Eukaryota, Metazoa, Chordata, Actinopteri, Osteoglossiformes, Osteoglossidae.
UGUUGCUUACAGGGGUCGGAGAGACAGUGCGGCGUGACAGCGGAGCGAAUCUUUGCGUUUUCCUAAUGGUUUCGUGUCAUUUUCAGCUGUAGAGUACUGUUACGCUGCAUUGUACUCUUUUGCAGACGCAGACCGACAUCACACUUCGUACCGCAGAAACAAGGCGCGCGCGCUGCGGAAGCAACGAUGGGCUCUGUUGUUUAGGUGACUUCGGCGGCGCGAGCAGCUGAGCUGGCAAUGGAGUGGGCGCGUGAAGGGUGGUGCUAUGCGGGCACGGCGAUGAUCAUGACACCCCGGCGGAACCGAGGUCCUCUGUGAACGCGCGCCUGCUUGGUUUGCGGACGUUCCCCAGGCGGAUACCGCACGCACACUCACGCACCCGCACACCCUAGAGACGUCACCGGGUGCUCCAUCCUCCGGGUCCGCUGUCGCGCGAUCCUUCCUGCCCGGCGGCCCGCGAGGCAGCUGCGCCAUGGAGGGUCAGCACGAGGAGCAGCGCGAGGCUCCGCAGGGCACGGCCGAGCACAUCAAUGACGCGGAGCUCGCUCUGCAGGGAAUCAACAUGCUGCUGAACAACGGCUUCCGGGAGAGCGACGAGCUCUUCAGAAAGUACAGGAACCACAGCCCCCUCAUGAGCUUUGGAGCCAGCUUUGUCAGUUUCCUGAAUGCCAUGAUGACAUUUGAGGAGGAGAAGAUGCAGAUGGCCUGUGAGGACCUCAAGGCCACUGAGAAGCUGUGUGAGAGCGACAUUGGUGUCAUCGAGACCAUCAAGAACAAGAUCAAGCGCAGUGUGGACUCCCAGAGCACAGGAAUGACUGUGGUGGACCGGCUGCAGAGGCAGAUCAUCGUAGCAGACUGCCAGGUGUACCUCGCUGUGCUUUCCUUUGUCAAGCAGGAGCUCUCUGCAUACAUCAAAGGGGGAUGGAUCCUGCGCAAGGCCUGGAAGAUGUACAACAAGUGUCACAGCGACAUCAGCAUGCUGCAGGAAUCGUGCCAGCGGCGUGCCUCAUCAGACCGGGCCAAUGACAACGCGGCCCCACGGGGCCCCGCCGUCACUGCUGAGGCUCUGAGUCGCCUCAAGGGUUCCGUUAGUUUCGGCUACGGCCUCUUCCACCUGUGCAUCUCCAUGGUGCCGCCCAACUUGCUCAAGAUCAUCAACCUGCUGGGCUUUCCAGGCGACCGGCUGCAGGGGCUCUCCUCACUCGCGUAUGCCAGUGAAAGUAAGGACAUGAAGGCUCCACUUGCUACGUUGGCCCUUCUAUGGUACCACACUGUGGUACAGCCCUUCUUUGCUCUCGAUGGCUCGGACACCCAUACGGGCCUCAUGGAAGCCAAGUCAAUCCUCCAGAAGAAGGAGGCCGUCUAUCCUAGCUCCUCCCUCUUCAUUUUCUUCAAAGGCAGAGUCCAGCGUUUAGAGUGUCAGAUCAACAGUGCCUUAACAUCCUUCAAUGACGCAUUGGAACUAGCCACUGACCAGCGUGAGAUCCAGCAUGUGUGUCUGUAUGAAAUUGGUUGGUGCAGCAUGAUUGAGAUGAACUUUCAUGAUGCAUACAAGUCCUUUGAGCGCCUGAAGAAUGAAUCCCGGUGGUCGCAGUGCUACUACGCUUAUCUGACAGGAGUAUGCCAGGGUGCUUCUGGCGACCUAGAAGGUGCCAUCAGCGUCUUCAGAGAUGUUCAGAAGCUCUUCAAAAGGAAGAAUAAUCAGAUAGAGCAAUUCUCUUUCAGGAAGGCGGAGCGCCUACGCAGGAUGUCCCCCACAAGGGAGUUGUGUAUUCUGGCAGCUAUCGAGGUGCUGUACCUGUGGAAGGCGUUGCAAAACUGUUCCUCCACCAAGUUGCAGCUCAUGAGCCAAGUUCUACAGGAAAUAGACGAUGUGUCGUAUGUUGGUUUGAAGUUCCUGCUGCUGGGUGCGAUUCACAAAUGCCUGGGAAACAAAAGGGAUGCCAUUCAGUUCUUCCAGCUGGCUGCCAGGGAUGAAGCAGGUCGACAGACAAACUCCUACGUACAGCCGUAUUCCUGCUAUGAGUUGGGCUGCGUUCUGUUGGAAAACCCAGAGUCCGUAGGAAAGGGAAAAGCAUUGCUUCUCCAGGCAAAGGAGGAUUACGUAGGCUACGACUUUGAGAACAGACUUCAGGUUCGCAUCCACUCAGCUCUGGCCUCCCUUAAGGAAGUGGUCUCUCAGUGAGCCACCCCCCAUUGACUACCUGCACUCCCUUCCCCCGAAUCUGCACUUUGUGUUGUGCACAGCAACACCUCGUUCUUACAGGGAGUCUGGCUUUAUUAAUGAAAGCCGUCUGCUGCAGUCUGUCACCUUUUAAAAUAAAACUUAAUUACUUUUUAGAUGUUUUACAUGUUACAGUGAGAAAACAAGUUUUAGUCAUUUAGUCAUGAUCAGGUAAGGUGGUUCAUGACCACCUAAAGAAAAGCAUAGUCUGAAGUGAUUGUCUUACAGCAAACUCAUUUUAUUUCAUUAAUGUUCCCCAUUUGCCCACAUAGUGUUGAGAAACCGAGGAGAGUGUGCUAAAAUAAUUUUAAGUGAGAACAAUAAAAUCUGACCACAGAUCUGUGUGUUCUUUUGGAACACAGGAUAAAGCAAAGCAGUUGAAAUUUUUAGGAAGUUUUUUCUGCUCAAGAUUUGUUGCCAAAUAGUAGAUUUAAUUGAAGAUGAAAUAUGAAAAAGGCUGCCAUGCUAGUACUAAAAGAUGCCAAAGGGGGUUAAACUAGUUAAGGACAUGUUGCUGCUUCUGCAUCAGUGAAAUGCUGUGAGCCAAAGAGAGCUCCUAGAUGCCAAUGUGUACAUGAAGCUUUCCACAAAGCAGUACUUUAAAAGCACUGCAAAAUGUUUUGAGCCUGUUUCAUACCAGACUUGGCAAAGACACCUGUCCACCCAAAACUGCUGCUGUUCACAAAUGGCCUUUAAAUUGGCGUGCAAGACCAUGACUGUUUGAUGCUGAACUUGUGUUGGACUUUCUGCAGCUCCACUGUUCUGAUUUCUGUGGAAGCAACACAUGGCUAUGGCUGAAAAAGUAAAAAUACAUAGUCGAACCAAAAUGAAACCUUUUUUGUUUAAACUUAAGGAUGACUUUUUAAUGUAAAGUGUCAGUCUUGCAACAUCACAUGUACUUAAAUGGAAGGCAUCGGGAUUAUCGGGACAGUUCAUCUGUGCAGGUGUGGCUUAAUGGAAAGCAGAGAAUAAGAGUCCAGACCUAACCUUGGUGAAGUACAGUAAUUUGCAGUCUUAUUAAUCUUUUUAUUUUUUGUGUGUAAAAAAAGGUGACUUUUUUUUUUUUUUUAACCUGGGACUUGUAUAAUUUAUAAUGUAAUUCCUUGAAUCUUGAUAUCUGUAAGGAUUCUCUUCACAGUGGAAAGGUUACAGUAAUGUUAUAGGUUGACUGAAGCACCCUUCUGUCCAGGUUAGAAUAAAUAGUGCUUGUAACGUAAUUUUUACGUUUAUUUUCCUGAAUAUUUUAUUGCCGUACUUCCUACCAGAACAUACCAGUGACGAGUGCAUUUCAUCACCAGUAGAGAAGGCUAGACUGAGGUUUGCUUUCAUCUCCUAUUGCUUAAAGGACACUCUGAGGUGUGGCCAACCAGCAAUAAACACAAUACAGGAACAGAUGUGUCAGGACUCCUUUACACAUGGGGCCAUUCCCAGGAAGAUAACUAUAUUCUGUCUGUAAUCAUGAUUUAAGUGAUAUGCUUUAUUAAUUUCUGAAUAUUUAAUAUAAAUAGAAAGUUUGUCGGAUAUAUAUUUCUCAAACUCCCACUAACUUUCAGAUGAAGAGCAAGAAGACAAUUGGAAGUGAUUGAUAUAAUAAUGUUUCCAGAUGCAUUGUGCAGAACAUGUCAGCGAUGUGUAUCAAUAAGGCAUGAUGUUUUAUACGUAACGCAUAGUAAGUUAUACUAUUAAUAUGAGCAAAAGGGAAAGCUGUUUAAAAUCUUUGUCUCUGUGUUCAUUUUGGGGUAGAAUUGCUUGUGAGUGGUCUUUCCCUUUGCUCUUAAUGCUUGUUAAAAUCUAAAUUACAGACAGUACUGUAAUCCCUGAAUGGGAGGGCAGCCAAGAGAAAUUACUUCCAAAUAGUGGAAGAGGGGGUAAUAGUGUUUUUCCAGGAACUGGUUUUCCUGUGUUUCAGUUUGUUCAAGACCUCAGAAAACUGUCAUUAAACAGUGUUGGGAAACCUGGAAUACUUGCUGUUUGAUUU